Chaetomium strumarium is the source of this 1766-nucleotide messenger RNA. RefSeq lists its product as uncharacterized. The transcript is spliced from 7 exons. Gene Ontology annotation, molecular function: molybdenum ion binding; pyridoxal phosphate binding; catalytic activity. Lineage: Eukaryota; Fungi; Ascomycota; Sordariomycetes; Sordariales; Chaetomiaceae. The record is from RefSeq and is a predicted model, not a curated record. The coding region runs from base 1 to 1359 and encodes 452 amino acids.
AUGACUAGUGCACAUGUACGGUACGGCGCUUUCCUCCUUAUCAUCACCAUUCUCCUCUUUUUUGUCCCUCUCCUCACUUUCUUUCCGCCGGUCCCGCCUUCUAAGCGCGAUGCUCUCCUUGAAACACAUACUCAAAUCGGCCUCCGGCCGGCGCGAACAGGCCUGACGGGUCAGCAACAAGGCGCUGCUGCGAGCUCUAAUGGGGCGAAGGGCGGCGAAUCAAGCUCGGGGAAAAUCAGCAGCCUCUGGAUCUACCCGCUCAAGUCGUGCAGGGGCAUCGAGGUCAGCCAGAGCAAGGUGCUGCCGACGGGCCUCGAGUUUGACCGCAUCUACACGUUCGCCCAGCUGAAGAGCGCCUUCCCGGUGGACGUGCAUAGUGCUGGCGAGAAGGAAGCACCAUCAUCACACUCAGGCUCAUGGCACUUCAUCACCCAACGGCAGUUUCCGCUCCUCGCAACCGUCCAGGCGGAGCUGUUCGUUCCGGACAUCAUCAAAGCCCGCGGGCAGUCCUCCAAGGUUGCGGAGCCGUUCCUGCUCGUCCGCUUCCCCUGGCAGGAACCCGGUCUCCGCGGCCUCGUGAGCUGGGCGGCGGCUAAGAUUGCGCGCGGAUGGAGCGCACGGCCAGAGAAGGAGUUCCUUUUGCCCGUCGCCUUCCCAUCCCGGGAGGACAUCGCGGCCCUCGGCUAUGCUUACGAGGAUGUGACCAUCUGGCGCGACACGGUGACGGCGCUUAAUCUGGAAGCGGAGCUGCCUCGGGAGCUGGGUCUCUACCUUGGCGUGAGCAACAGACUCGGCAUCUUCCGCAUCGACCCGGACCGAUUACGAAACGUCUACCGUUGUGCCCCGACCAAGGACGAGGCCGGCUACCAACCCGUCACUGGGUUCCAAGAUGCUUAUCCCCUGCACCUCCUGAACCUGACCAGCGUUCGAGAUUUCGAUGCCAAGAUCGACAAGGACGACACGCUCCCGGCCCUGGAUCCCAGGCGGUUCCGGGCUAACAUCAUAGUGGACGGCGGAGAUGCCCCUUAUGAUGAAGACACCUGGAGGAAGAUCCGGUUCAUCCCGGGUCCCGGCAGUAGGCGGGAAGCCUCAACAUUCCACGUGUCUUGCCGAACUGUCCGCUGCAAAAUGCCAAACGUAGACCAAGACACUGGAUACCGUCACCCGGUAGAACCAGAUAGGUCUCUGAGGAAGUACAGAGAUGUCGACGAAGGCGCGACAAGCAUGGGCUGCCUGGGCAUGCAACUGACGCCUUUAUAUUCCAAGACGUCCUCCGAGGAGGGACUGGAAAGUUGGGUCGAGGUGGGGAUGUCGGUAGAGGUGUUGGACCGAGGCUCCCACGUAUAUAUCCGCCAAUAGACGAGGGAUCAUCAGCAUUGAGAAGGCAGAUCCGGAUACAUCUAGAUACAUAGAACCAUAGACGUACGGGCAACUGAACAGAAAAGCCACAACACAUGUGAGAAGCACGAGAAGCACCCAUGAACAAACCGGACGCGAGCCUACCCAUAGCCUAGCCAAAGUUGUAUACCGGACCAUCCCGUCAUCAUACAUAAUAAUAAUAUCGCCUCAGUCAUCCGGGGAGCCAAGCCAGUACGCCACACCUAUGUCCCAGAGGAAACCAUAGAGCCAACAUAGCCCAACUCGUCGUCUCACUCGCACCCCAUGCCUCCUUCCUUCCCUCUGAGCUAAAACAUCCCACGUCCCCUUGCCCUCGCGUGCCACACAAAGGAGGCUCACUUCAGAUCCGCCGGCGUGAGCGCCUGUAC